Messenger RNA from Nothobranchius furzeri (turquoise killifish), 2270 nucleotides. It is a transcript of the gene arg2, whose product is annotated as arginase 2. Gene Ontology annotation, molecular function: manganese ion binding; arginase activity. Gene Ontology annotation, cellular component: cytoplasm; mitochondrion. The record is from RefSeq and is a predicted model, not a curated record. NCBI's taxonomy places the organism in Eukaryota, Metazoa, Chordata, Actinopteri, Cyprinodontiformes, Nothobranchiidae.
GGGCGGAUAUAAACACUGAUAACUGAGACAUUUCGCUGUUUGUGUGACUAAAUUAGGGCGUGAGCGUCUUCUCCAACCAGCCCGGUCCUCCUCAUCAGCAGCUCAUUAAUAUUAAGCAGUUCCCGGAGCCAUAAGACCUGCCCCCUCUCACGCUGACUGACGCUUUCAGCAUCCAGCAGCUCAGCUCGCCGGCUUUCACCAGAAACUCGGACCGUACUUGUGGAAGAGACAAUGGCUCUAAGAGGACAUGUCUCCUGUCUGCUCAGGGCUCAGCUGAGACAUAGAUCCCACAGCAGAGCCAAGUCCGUGGCUGUUCUAGGCGCUCCGUUCUCCGGAGGACAGAAGAGACGCGGAGUGGAACACGGACCUAAGGUCAUCAGAGAUGCGGGUCUCAUCGAGAGGCUGUCCAGUCUAGAUUAUUCAGUCCACGACUUUGGCGACCUCAGCUUCCAGCACUUUGAAAAGGACGAACCCAGCUUGGGUGUGAAUUUCCCUCGAACUGUGGGCGCGGCAAGUCAGAAGCUGUCAGGCGCAGUGAGCAGAGCCAUUGGUGCCGGGCACACCCUCGUCAUGUUGGGAGGAGAUCACAGCCUCGCCAUUGGAUCAGUGAGUGGCCAUGCCCAGCAGUGUCCUGAUUUGUGUCUCAUCUGGGUUGAUGCUCACGCAGAUCUAAACACACCCAUGACCUCCCCAUCGGGGAACCUUCACGGCCAGCCCGUGGCGUUCAUGCUCAAAGAGCUGCAAGACAAGAUUCCAGAUGUUCCUGGAUUUUCAUGGACUAAACCAUUUCUGUCCUCACGGGACCUGGUGUACAUCGGACUGCGAGAUGUCGACCCCGGAGAGCACCACCUCCUAAAGACACUGGGCAUCCAGUACUUCAGCAUGAGAGAUAUCGACAGAUUGGGCAUUCAAAGGGUCAUGGAGGCCACUCUUGAUCAUCUUCUGGCGAGAAAGCAGCGCCCCAUCCACUUGAGCUUCGACAUCGAUGGGUUUGAUCCAUCGCUGGCUCCUGCAACUGGAACACCGGUCAACGGAGGUUUGACAUACAGAGAGGGCAUCUACAUCACAGAGGAAAUCCACAACACAGGUUUGCUCUCUGCCGUUGACCUGGUAGAGGUGAACCCCUUCCUGGGAGCAAACCGAGAAGCCGCAGAGACCACAGCCUCGUUAGCGGUCGACGUCAUUGCAUCAUCACUGGGACAAACCAGAGAAGGGGCUCACGCCUCCAUCGACACCAUGACUGCUGUGAAAAAUGACACAGAGCUGCUCUGCCUCUGAGGACAUCAAGCAAACUUACAAACUUUAAAUCUAACCAUUCCACAAAUUUACCGCCUGCUGUUUCAUCUGGAAGUCAAAAGUAACAAAAAGCAAAAUAAUUUCUGGAAUCCUGAAAACACGAAAAGGACCUUGAGAUGUUUGUUACCCUGAGUCAAACCUUUGAGAAUAUGUUUGGAAAUUAAUGCACUUGCUGAUGGAACUGUGAAUAAUGUAAGAGGCAAUACUAUUUAUUUUGUUACUGUGUGUUGGAGUGAGUGUGACGCAUGUCCGGUGUUUGAGAACAGAAUGCCUCAGAGGCACGAACAAGUCUGACUUUGACAUAAAUGGUAAAUGGCUUGUUUUUGAUAUAGCGCCUUCUAGGGUCCUGGAACCCCCCCCCCCCCCCCCCCAAGGCGCAUUCACACACACAUUCACACACUGGUGAUGAUGAGCUACGAUGUAGCCACAGCUGCCCUGGGGCGCACUGACAGAGGCGAGGCUGCCGAGCACUGGCGCCACCGGUCUCUCUGACCACCACCAGCAGGCAAUGUGGGUUUAGUGUCUUGCCCAAGGGCACAACGACAGCGAUAGACUGAGCAGGGCUUGAACCUGCAACCUUCCUUUAACGGGACGAGCACUUAACUCCUGUGCCACCGUCGCCCCAACAUUCAUUGACUGAUAUGGACUAAAAGAUUUUAUGGCUGUGCCAGAUAGUUUAGUCACUUUUCAUUUUUGGACAAGCUGCGGUUACUGUUUUUUUUUUUCUUUAGAGUUAAUAUUUGUAUUUGAAUCUACAUGAAUUAAAAUUAGAGGUCACUACAGUGCUGGUGAAAAUGCACACUUACAUAGUUAUUGGUCACUAGUUUGGUUUUAUUUCUGGUGGCAUGUUACAGAGAGCUUUUAUUUUGGUCUUCCAUAAAAGUCGUUAACUUUUUGUUUGCUUGAAUGUGUCUUAUUCUUACUUUAGUAAUGGAAUUUUCUGAAAAUAAAACAAAGCUCUAAUUUCCACCAAA